AGAGCUCAGAGGAGCAGGGAGAAACCUCCGCCACUCCACACCACCUCGCUCCACCGCUGCCCUGCGAUCCGGAACAAGAGGAAAAGCACCGCAGAAUUUUAAAUCUCCUCCCGUCUUAAUAAGCCCGGUGAUGUGAGCGCUCUGGAGUGUGAGCCGGGCGAACCCCUCUCACAGAGCAUGCCUCUGAGCCCGUCCGCCCGCAAACAUGAGCCUCCGGAGCAGCACUGCGCUACCAACGGCAACCAGGGCGACUCGGACAGCUCCCGGGAGGACGGCGUGUACGACACCAUCCGGCCCUCCGCCCCCGCCCCCGCCCCCGCUCCCGACAUGGAGCAGCCCCGGACCGGUGUUUCUGUCAUCCGCAUCGGCAUCCCCGACCUGCAGCAGACCAAAUGCAUGAAGUUCCACACGGAGGCGCCCGUCUGGGUCUCCAAGCAGCGCAUCCUCUGCAGCCUCAACCAGAGCCUGAAGGAUGUGCUCAACUACGGCCUGUUCCAGCCCGCCCACAACGGCAAGGCCGGCAAGUUCCUGGACGAGGAGCGGCUUCUCAAGGAGUACCCCCUGCCCGUGGUCGCCCCCGUCCCGUAUCUGGAGUUUCGCUACAAGAGGCGGGUCUACACCCAGACCCACCUGGAGGACCGGCAGCUGGCCAAGCUCCACACCAAGGCUAACUUGAAGAAGUUUAUGGAGUAUGUCCAGCAGAGACACGUGGAGAAAGUGGCCAGGCUGCUAGAGAAGGGGCUCGAUCCCAACUACCACGACCCGGACACAGGAGAAUGCCCUCUGACCAUGGCGGCCCAGCUGGAGGGAUGUGCAGAGCUGAUAAAGGUGCUGAAGAGCGGCGGAGCCCAUCUGGACUUCAGGACCAGAGACGGGAUCACCGCCCUGCACAGAGCCGUCAGGACCAAGAACCACACCGCCCUCAUCACGCUGUUGGACCUGGGCGCCUCCCCGGACUACAAGGACAGCCGGGGCCUGAGCCCCCUGUACCACAGCUCCAUGGUGGGGGGCGACCCCUACUGCUGUGAGCUGCUGCUGCACGACCACGCCCAGGUGGGCUGCAUGGAUGAGAACGGCUGGCAGGAGAUCCACCAGGCCUGUCGCCACGGGCACGUGCAGCAUCUGGAGCACCUCCUGUUCUACGGGGCGGACAUGAGUGCGCAGAACGCCUCGGGGAACACAGCCCUGCACGUCUGCGCCCUCUACAACCAGGAUAGCUGUGCACGGGUUCUGCUGUUUCGAGGGGCCAAUAAGGAGAUCAAGAACUACAACUGUCAAACGGCAUUCCAGGUGGCGAUUAUUGCUGGGAAUUUCGAUCUGGCGGAAAUAAUAAAGACUCACAAACCGUCAGAUGUUGUGCCUUUCAGGGAGACCCCCUCCUACACAAACCGGCGUCGCGGUGCCCCGGGGGGCGGCACCCUGUCCUCCCCACGCUCGCUGCUGCGCUCCGCCAGCGACAACAACCUGGCCCCCUCGCCCUCCCCCUCGCCCUCGCCCUCCGCCGUGCCCUCCGCCUCCCCCGUGCCCUCCCUGCGCAGCCUGCCCCCGCUGGGCGCCCCCGGCGACAGCCUCCAGAGCACCGGCAGCUCCCGGGGGUCCCACUCCCGCUCGCCCUCGCUGCACCGCGUCCCCGAGGAGAGCGAGAGGCUCAGCCUGCGCAGGCAUGGCCGCGGACGCCUCAGCCCCAGCGCGCUGCAGCGGGACCCCAGCCCCCCUCCGCAGACGCCGCCGGCGGCCCCCGCCGGCCCCCGGGGGCCCAAGAGGAAGCUGUACAGCGCCGUCCCCGGGCGCACCUUCAUCGUGGUGAAGCCCUACGCGCCGCAGGGCGACGGCGAGAUCCAGCUCAACCGCGGGGAGAGAGUGAAGGUGCUGAGCAUCGGGGAGGGGGGAUUCUGGGAAGGCUCGGUGAAGGGCCGCACUGGCUGGUUCCCGGCGGACUGCGUGGAGGAGGUGCAGAUGAGGCAGUACGACCCACGGCUCGAGACGCGAGAGGACCGGACCAAGAGACUGUUCAGACACUACACCGUGGGAUCCUACGACAACUUCACCUCGUACAGUGAUUACAUCAUCGAGGAGAAGAGUGCCAUGCUGCAGAAGAAGGAGAGCGAGGGCUUUGGGUUCGUGCUCCGCGGGGCCAAAGCGGAGACGCCCAUCGAGGAGUUCACCCCCACCCCGGCCUUCCCCGCGCUGCAGUACCUGGAGUCUGUGGAUGUUGAGGGCGUGGCCUGGAGGGCGGGGCUCCGGACUGGAGACUUCCUCAUUGAGGUGAACGGGGUGAACGUGGUGAAGGUGGGGCACAAGCAGGUGGUCUCUCUGAUCCGCCAGGGGGGAAACCACCUCCUGAUGAAGGUGGUCUCCGUCACGCGCAAGCCCGAAUCCGAGGAGGUGGUCCGCAAGAAAGCUCCCCCGCCCCCCAAACGCGCGCCCAGCACCACCCUCACGCUGCGCUCCAAGUCCAUGACGGCCGAGCUGGAGGAGCUGGCAUCCGCUCGGAGGAGGAGAGGAGAGCGGCUGGACGAGAUGCUGGGCUCCCAGGAGCCCGUGCUGCGGCCGCAGGUGGCGGAGGCCGACUACCGCGCCGCCACCGUCAAGCAGAGGCCCACCAGCCGGAGGAUCACACCGGCGGAGAUCAGCUCUCUGUUUGAGCGCCAGGGGAUGGCCCUGCACGGUGUGCUGCCUCCAGGGUUUGACAAGGACCACAUACAGCUGCCAAAGGGGAUGUCCCGGACCAAGUCCUUCGGCUCCACGGAGGAGGACCGGCUGUCUGCGUUGGCGGGAGAGCCCCGCUUCCCCCGCAGCUCCUCCAUGACGGACAGCCUGAGAGAAGGCCAGAGCAUCCCUCCCCCUCCCCAAACGGCGCCGCCUCCCCCUCCCCCGUCCCCCUACCACUACCAGGACACGGGCCCGCCCCCGGCCUUCUGCCCGCCCCCGCCGCCCGGGCGGGGCCAGGAGCAGAGCCGCUCCAGCUUCAAGCCGGGCUCCGAGGCCAAGACGGCGGCGGGCGCGGCGGGCGAGCUGUACGAGGCGGCGGCGCGGCCCUCCGCCCACGCGGAGCGGCAGAAGAAGGCGCGCUCCAUGAUCAUCCUGCAGGACUCGGCCCACCUGCCCGUGGAGCCCACCGAGAUCCCGCGGCCGGGGCCCGCCUCCACGCCGCCGGAGAGGCUGAAGCGCAAGGGCCGCGGCGUGGACAACCCCUACGCCAACGUGGGCCAGUUCAGCAUGGGGCUGUACACGCCCGCCAAGCCGCAGCGCAAGAAGAGCCCGCUGGUCAAGCAGCUGCAGGUGGAGGACGCCGCGGAGCGGGCCGCCCUGGCACAGGCCCACGCCCGCGACCUCUCCCCCACCGGCCGGCUGCCCCACCUCAGCCGCGCCGACUUCCACCUGCAGCAGCAGCUGCUGCAGCAGCAGGGGCCCCAGGGCCCGUUCUCGGCGGUGAUCGCGGGGGCGGUGCGCGAGCGGGAGAAGCGCCUGCAGGACGGCAGGAAGUCGGCCGUGUUCCUGUCGGUGGGCGCGGGCGAGGCCGCGGCGGCCCCUCCGCCGGGCGAGGCCCCGUCGCUCACGCAGUCGCGCUCCGUGGACGAGCGGCUCCUCAGCCGCGAGCUGGGGCCCCUGCCCCCGCCCGCCCUGGUGCUGCAGCCCUCGCCCGGCGGCACCACCUUCAUCCACCCGCUCACCGGCCGGCCCCUGGACCCCAGCUCCCCGCUGGCGCUGGCGCUGGCCGCGAGGGAGCGGGCGCUGACGUCGCAGGGCCAGUCCCCCGCCGGGAGCCCGGAGCCCCGCGCCAAACACGAGCGUCCCGAGGCCGAGGGGCGCCUCACGCCCACGCCCUUCUCCCCCGAGGCCAGGCCGGGCUUCCAGCCGCUCGCCCCGCGCUGGGGCUCCCUGAGCGCGCUGCACGCCGAGGCCGAGGAGCGCAAGGGCGCCGUGCUGAGCGUGGUGGACACGGCGCAGCGCAAGACGGCCGGCCUGGUGGAGGUGCACGCCCUGAGCAACGGGCAGGCCGAGGAGGAGGCGGAGCCGCCCCGGGACCCGCCCCCGCCCGCCGAGCUCCCCCCGCCGCCUCCGGCCGAGGCCACGCCCGCCGACCCCGACGUCCCGCCCCCGGCCGCCGGCCCCCCGGGGGACGAGACGUCUCUGGAGCAGGGCAGCUCGGAGGAGAAGAGUCUGACGCAGGGCAGCUCGGAGGAGGACACGGAGACCUACGCCGCCGCGGCCCUCCCGCCCGCCCUGCUCUCCUCCAGCGACGAGGAGACGCGCGAGGAGCUGCGCAAGAUCGGCGUGGUGCCCCCGCCCGACGACUUCGCCAACGGGCUCAAGCCGCCGGACCCCGCCUCCGCCCCCGCCCCCGCCCCCGCGGCGGCAGAACACCCCCCUGCAGACGGGACACCCUCAGGGAAGCCCUCGGACGUCCCGCCGGCCCCAGAAUCGGCGGCCGACUCCGGGGUGGAGGAGGCGGACACCCGCAGCUCCAGCGACCACCACCUGGAGACCACGAGCACCGUCUCCACCGUCUCCAGCAUGUCCACGCUCUCGUCGGAGAGCGGCGAGCCCACCGACACCUACAGCUCGUACGCCGACGGGCAGACCUUCGUACUCGACAAGCCGCCAGUGCCUCCAAAGCCAAAGCUCAAGUCCCAGCUGGGCAAGGGGCCGGUGAGCUUCAGAGACCCCCUGCUGAAGCAGUCCUCGGACAGCGAGCUCCUCUCCCAGCAGCACGCGGCCAGCGGCCGCCCCCGCUACCUCUUCCAGAGACGCUCCAAGCUGUGGGGCGAGCCCCUGGAGCCGCGCCCGCCCCCGGGGCCCGAGGACGGCCGGCCCACUGUGAUCGGGGAGCUGAGCUCCAGGCUGCAGCAGCUCAACAAGGACACGCGCUCGCUGGGCGAGGAGCCCGUGGGCGGGGCCUCGCUCGACCCCGGGAGGAAGUCCCCGGUGUCGGGUGCCAGACUUUUCAGUAGUUUAGGGGAGCUCCACACCAUUUCCCAGAGGAGCUACGGAACCACGUACACCAUCCGGCCGGGCAGCCGGUACCCCGUGAGCCGGCGCUCCCCCAGCCCGGGCAAGGGCUCCCCGGACCGGACCGACCCGCUGGGGCCCCUCCGCGGGUUCGGCCUGGCCACGUCCCCCACCGGCACCCCCCCCACCAUCCUCAAGUCGUCCAGCCUCAGCAUCCCGCACGAGCCCAAGGAGGUGCGCUUCGUCAUGCGGAGCUCCAGCGCCCGGAGCCGGUCGCCGUCACCCUCGCCCGCGCCCUCGCCCGCCCUGUCCCCCCUGCUGGCCCUGCGGCCCUUCCACCAGAAGCCCCUGCAGCUCUGGAGCAAGUACGACGUGGGCGACUGGCUGGAGAGCAUCCACCUGGGCGAGCACCGCGCGCGCUUCCAGGACCACGAGAUCGAGGGCUCGCACCUGCCCGCCCUCACCAAGGACGACUUCGCCGAGCUGGGCGUGACCCGCGUGGGCCACCGCAUGAACAUCGAGCGCGCGCUCAAACAGCUGCUGGAGAGCUGA
Messenger RNA from Conger conger (European conger), 5505 nucleotides. RefSeq names its product SH3 and multiple ankyrin repeat domains protein 3-like. The coding region runs from base 178 to 5505 and encodes 1775 amino acids. NCBI's taxonomy places the organism in Eukaryota, Metazoa, Chordata, Actinopteri, Anguilliformes, Congridae. Gene Ontology annotation, cellular component: postsynaptic membrane; postsynaptic density; dendritic spine. The record is from RefSeq and is a predicted model, not a curated record. The transcript has 25 exons. Gene Ontology annotation, molecular function: ionotropic glutamate receptor binding; synaptic receptor adaptor activity.